Drosophila serrata is the source of this 675-nucleotide messenger RNA. RefSeq names its product membrane protein hoka (gene hoka). Lineage: Eukaryota; Metazoa; Arthropoda; Insecta; Diptera; Drosophilidae. The record is from RefSeq and is a predicted model, not a curated record.
CGACGUGCGCGCUACAAACUUGGCCAAAAGCUGAAAGCGAGCAGAAGUUUUUUGGAGCGAACGAGAACGAGAACGAGCGAAAACGACGGAAAUGAAGUUGGCUAAGAAGUGCUCCACCUACUUGGUGAUAUGCCUGGUCUUGCUGGCCUGUGUUUUGCAGGAAACGGAGGCCACGCGACGCGUGAACCGCGGUCGUCGCACCCUCACCCGUCGUUACUUCAGUGGCCUUGCCAUACCAGGCUGGGCUAUGAUCGUCUGCAUUGCACUGGCUGAGCUCCUGAUUGGCGGUGCCCUGUACUUUAUACUGAAGAAGGUGAUCCUGGACAAGGAGCCCGAUCAGGGCACUAGCUCUUACACACCGGCACCGGCAGCUCCUAGCACUUAUACCCCAGCUCCGGCCCAUGAGACGGCAACGACGGUGACACCAACGCCCACGCAUGCCACGGCCAUUGCUUAAGCAGAAUAAGGAUGAGAAUGAGGAGACUUCCAGCCAUAGUUCAUAAUUCAAGCCCCUUAAAUUCAAUUACAAUUAUAUCCUAAACUAGAGUUUAUAUAUUUCGUUCGUAUCAAGAAUGCAGAGCAUGUGUGUUCUGUGCCCUUUUUGUUUACCUUCAAUUUCGAAUAAAUAACAAAACCCUUGGUUACCCAUCCGGCGCCACACUUAAGUGGUUAUAA